AUUCUAGCCAACCAUCCAUGUAGUUUGAGCCCCGAUGAGCGACAGUGGUGACACAGGGAGCAGAACAUGGAUCAACACCUCAGCCGACCGACAUGGAGCAGGCAGAUAGAGUUCACUCUGGCCGGCAUUGGCGCUGCUGUGGGGCUUGGCAACGUGUGGAGGUUCCCCUAUCUCUGCUACAGGAGUGGAGGAGGUGCCUUUCUGGUGCCAUACCUGUUCAUGCUGGUGGUGUUGGGAAUCCCUCUGCUCCACAUGGAGCUGACUGUGGGCCAGUACACGAGGAGAGGGCCUGUCCAUGCUCUGAUUAAUGUCUGCCCACUGCUGAAAGGCGUGGGUGUGGCAUCAGUGGCAAUCUCCUUCAUAAUGUGCACCUACUACAACAUUGUCAUCACCUGGGCUCUUUACUAUCUCUUCAGCUCCUUCCAGGCACCGCUGCCAUGGCAGAGCUGCAACAACACCUGGAACACACCUAACUGCACCAACCAUGCCACCAACAGCAGCUACUCCUCCACAGCCAGCCAGGAGUUCUUCAAAAUUAAGAUGCUUGAGCAGACCAGUGGAGUGGAGGAGGCAGGAGAGAUACGCUGGGAGCUUCUCCUCAUCCUCAUUCUGGCUUGGAUCCUCAUUUACCUUUGUAUCUUCAAGGGAGUGAAAUCAACAGGCAAGGUGGUGUACUUCACGGCUCUGUUCCCGUACGUCAUCCUGAUUGCCCUGCUCAUCAAUAACGUGCAGCUUCCUGGCGCAAUAGAUGGAAUAACCUUCUUCAUUGUGCCAAAAUGGGACAAGCUGCUCUCAGUGGAGGUGUGGGUGAACGCUGCAGCUCAGAUCUUUAACUCCAUUGGGAUUGGUUUCGGCUCCCUCAUGGCCAUGUCCAGCUACAAUUCCUUCAACAACAAUAUUCUGAAGGACACCCUGACUAUAAGUAUCAUCAACUCCCUCACCAGUAUCCUGGCAGGCUUCGUCAUUUUCUCCGCCUUUGGAUACAUGUCUUAUCUUCAGGGCAUUCCUGUCAGCGAUCUGGCUGUGGACGGUCCAGGACUGGUUUUUGUCAUUUACCCACAAGCCUUUGCCAACAUGCCUGUGCCUCAGCUCUGGGCUGUGUUGUUCUUCUUCAUGCUGCUCUGCCUCGGACUGGACAGUGAGUUUGCGAUGGUUGAAGUGAUGGUGACCAGUCUGAUGGAUCAAUACUAUCAGCAGCUGAUAGGAUUUUUUAAGAGGCAGGAGCUGUUUGUUCUCGCUGUCUGUGGUGCAGCCAGCCUUUUAGGAAUUCCUUGUGUCAUGCAGGUGGGAAUAUUUAUUUUUCAGCUGAUGGACCAUUACACUGCGAUCGUGUCCAUCAUGUUUCUUGCUUUCUUUGAGGUUGUAGCAAUCUGUUGGUGCUAUGGUGUGAAGCGACUUUCAGACAACUUGGAAGAGAUGACAGGGAAGAGAGCAAAUAUCUUCUUCAGACUGUGCUGGCUGAUAGUUGCUCCUGCACUGAUCGCUGUCCUCCUCAUUUUCUCCAUCAUACAAUUCAAACCAGCCCGCUACGAGGACUACGUCUUCCCUCCCUGGGCUCAGGGUGUCGGGUGGGUCAUUGCCAUGGCUUCCAUCAUCUGGAUUCCCCUGGGUGCAGUUCACACAUUGUGGGUGCUGCCUGGCUCAUUCAUGCAGAAACUGAAGCUCUCGAUCACACCGCACAGCCUGAAUGAGAAGACAAAAAAGAGCUAUGAUGAGAGGGGAGGAAACGAUGCAUAUCCAGUCAUGGCUGUCAUCAGCUCCAACUCUCUUGUGACUGAAAAAUCUCAAAUUCAGACAAACCUCUGAUACCUCAUGAUGUUCACACUGCCACCAUCAUCUGCAGGUUUAACUUCAUCUCGAAGUGUUUUGCUAUUAGUCUUAAAUCUUGAACAAACUUCCGGUAAAGAAUUAAGCAUAUUUAUGCCACUUAAACUAUUGCAUGAUUGUGGAAACUUGUUGCUGCAUGUAGAUUAUUUUAAAUGGACAUUUUUUUAAGCAUGUGAAUUUAAUUUGAGAAUUUUGUCAAACGUCCGGUGACUGUUUUGUUCGUUUAUAUGAUUUUGUGGACAGACACGUGUUAAGAAUCGGUUAUUGUUGAGGCAUCCUCAACAUCUGGCCUGCAUUUCCUCUGGCGUGAGAGCUCCAAAGGACAAAGGAGGGGACUCAAGACUUGAUAUAUACACAAACCAGACUGGUCUCUUGUGGACUUGACUUUGCUGAGGGUGCCAUCUCUUGGCCGCAUAAAUUAAUGCAGAUCGACAAAUCUGUGAUCAGGGGCCUUUAUUUAAUUCAGUAUCUAGUUUUUAGCUAAUAACAUUAAACUAUUUAACAUCCAUAGUUCAAUACCAAGCUUCAGCUGUAAGAACCAGUUCCCUUUGAUCAUAUUGCACCGUAGAAUUAAUUGUGGCUGACUCAUUUAUUAGGUCAAAAACAACAGAGCACUUCGGAUAAGAGAUUACGCUGCUGCUUAACAGAUGAUUACAUGGAUCAUGGAGCUCUCAUGUCAUGUCAUGAUGUCUAAUAAAAACAUGUCACAACGUCCAAAGAUCGCUGCAUUUCUGCAAUGACAAGCUGACGCAUGCAGUCUGGUGAACACAUCACAACACGACU
Molecule: messenger RNA, 2610 nt
Organism: Pleuronectes platessa (European plaice)
Lineage: Eukaryota; Metazoa; Chordata; Actinopteri; Pleuronectiformes; Pleuronectidae
Product: sodium- and chloride-dependent GABA transporter ine
Exons: 13
Coding region: 67-1806 (579 amino acids)
Biological process (GO): sodium ion transmembrane transport
Cellular component (GO): membrane
Source: RefSeq, a predicted model, not a curated record